Talpa occidentalis (Iberian mole) is the source of this 3167-nucleotide messenger RNA. It is a transcript of the gene TCP11L1, whose product is annotated as t-complex 11 like 1. Gene Ontology annotation, biological process: signal transduction. Lineage: Eukaryota; Metazoa; Chordata; Mammalia; Eulipotyphla; Talpidae. The transcript is spliced from 10 exons. Bases 302 to 1822 code for a protein of 506 amino acids. The record is from RefSeq and is a predicted model, not a curated record.
CCCUUUCCGCUGGGAAGUCUCGGGUGCAUCCUGCACCCGGCGUGCAGCUCGGGUGGACUCUCCUCAGGACCAGUUUGGGGAUCCUCCCGCCCGCGCUCUUUUUAGGCAUAGUAGGAGUUGCAGAUUGUUGAAUGCAUGAGCACUCUGUAAGCAAUGAAAUGGUGCCUCGCCGCAUCCUCGAACCCUAUAAUUAUUACAGUUGUCAUUUGUGGAAAGCCUGUUGGGUGUCAGCUGCUUGUGCACACUCGGUUGUUUCAUCUUCUCCCAAACCGAAGAGGGAAGUGGAUAAACUUAACUGAGAAUGUCUGAAAACUUUGACAAGUCCAGUUUAAAUGAAGCAGGAAAAUCAAAAUCAAGUGAUUCUGAACAAGGCCUUGAAGAUGCCGUGGAAGGUUCUGAUGACGCUUUACAGAAAAAAGUAAAAUCAGGUUCUCCCAGCACUCAGAGACCUCACUCUAGUCCUCCUCAAUUUGUGACUGUUGAAGAGCUUGUAGAGACUGUGAAGGGAGUCACUAACAUGGCGCUAGCCCAUGAAAUUGUGGUCAAUGGAGACUUUCGGAUUAAACCAGUUGAAUUACCGGAAGACAGCUUGGAGAAAAGAGUAAAGGAUAUUGUACAUAAAGCUUUUUGGGAUUGCUUGAGUGUCCAGCUAAGUGAAGAUCCCCCAACAUAUGACCAUGCCAUCAAACUUGUUGGAGAGAUCAAAGAGACUCUCUUAUCUUUCUUGCUGCCUGGUCACACUAGACUGAGAAACCAGAUAACAGAAGUCUUGGAUCUGGAUCUGAUAAAGCAGGAGGCUGAAAAUGGGGCCCUGGACAUUUCCAAGCUGGCAGAAUUCAUUACUGGCAUGAUGGGGACACUAUGUGCACCUGCUCGAGAUGAGGAAGUGAAGAAACUAAAGGACAUUAAGGAAAUAGUGCCCCUUUUUAGAGCAAUUUUUUCUGUGUUGGACCUGAUGAAAGUGGACAUGGCAAACUUCGCUGUCAGCAGCAUCCGGCCCCACCUCAUGCAGCAGUCAGUGGACUAUGAGAGGACAAAGUUCCAAGAACUUUUGGAGAAGCAGCCGAAUUCUCUGGACUUUGUCACCCAGUGGCUAGAAGAAGCUGCGGAUGAUCUUAUGAAUCAGAAAUAUAAAAAUUCCCUGCCAGCUGGGGAAGGGGCUGCUGGCUCUGGGGAUGCUCCCAGGACAAAUCCCGUCGCUGUCCAGAAUUAUGCAUACCUGAAACUUCUGAGAUGGGACCACCUGCGGAGACCUUUUCCAGAAACAGUUUUGAUGGAUCAGUCUCGCUUCCAAGAGCUCCAACUCCAGCUGGAGCACCUGACCACCCUGGGAGCUGUGUUGCUGGUUACAUUCAGCAUGGCAGGCCCAGGAAUUUCCAGCCAGGCUAGCUUUGCUGAGAAACUCAAGACAAUUGUGAAGAUUCUGCUCACAGAUAUGCAUCUGCCCUCCUUCCAUCUGAAGGAUGCCCUGACCACUGUUGGGGAGAAAGUCUGCCUGGAGGUGAGCAGCUGCCUUUCCCUGUGUGGGUUCACCCCCUUCACCCCAGACAAGGAGACCGCGCUCAAGGGCCAGAUCCAGGCUGUGGCCAGUCCUGAUGACCCCAUCCGCAGGAUCAUGGAUUCCCGCAUCCUGACCUUCUUAGAAACCUACCUUGCAUCAGGUCAUCAGAAGCCAUUGCCCACAGUACCUGGGGGAUUGGGCCCAGUUCAGAAAGAGCUGGAGGAAGUUGCUAUUAAAUUCGUUCGCCUGGUCAACUAUAACAAGAUGGUCUUCAGUCCCUACUAUGAUGCCAUCCUCAGGAAGAUUCUCGUCAGACCCUGACACGCGCUCCCUGUCGCAGUGUUAGUCGCUCAGCUCCGAAUCCCUUUUCUCAACUCUAAUGUUGCUUUGGAAAAUGGCUACUUAGUACAUUUCUAUUUAACAGCACUGAUUCCAAAGGAAAGAAUAUUGUGUAUCACUGUUGAAAAAUGCACUGAAUUCUAUUUUGAAGGUUUGUAUUUAUGAGUGCAAGUUUACACAUCAAAGCAUCUUGUUAUCUUGAGUUGAAUCGGCACCACUUGGCUGUUACACAGCUGACUGCAGCGGUCUCCACUCCCACGCCAGUGAUUGUAGCUGCCCUUUCCCUCCCUGGGGUCUAGGACCUCUGUCUUUGCCCUCUGGGUCAUUUUUCAUUCAAAUGCCCCACUGAUGGCCCCCAAGAGAGAGAGUAACCAAGCCUUGUCUGCCUUUAGACUCUUGCCCCGACUCCUCCUUCCUCCAGGCCUGAUGUGUUGGAAGGACUCUCUAUAAUCUAACUGCCCUUCUCUUCCUCCAGCCCCCACUAUUUAUUGCUUUCUUCCUGCCUGGCCUAGCCAGAGCCCCAAAUUCCUUUUGUUCUAGAGGAGAGUUAUUUAAUUUUAAAAAACUUAUUUAAAAAAAAAAAUUACUCCUGAGCCUGGGUGACAGCAGUUAUGACUUAUGGGAUCUAGAGAAAGAAAAUUCUCUGCCUUUUCAGCCUUGAAAGUUAAGGAACUUUUCUCUUUAAAAAAAUGUUAGAGUCACAUAAAAGAUGACAAAUGUUCCAAGAUUUUACUGAGAAAUUUCCGCUGAUGCAGUACAGAUGCACUGACUGCAUUAGAACUCCAAAAUUAAAUUUGGGUGUUUUCGGCCUGAUAGCUCAGGCUCACUUAUUUCCUAGUAAGGCAGUCUCAGGAAACCCUGGAUUUUUGAACGGUAUUUUUCAGUGACCAGGAUUCCUGACAUACCCUGUGACUAAGAGAGUAGUUUGGGUCUCACAGGUAGUCUCCUCUGUUAAAAAUUUUGUGUGUGCACAUUCACACACGUGUGCGAGACAGGACGUUAUAUGAGAAGCAUGUGAAGUUGUUGGUUGAUCUUCCAGUCACAACUCCAAGUCACAACAGCAAGGAAUCCUUUUAUUAAAGUGGAUGAGAGGUGGACUGGAGAAUGGGCCUGGAGGCAGCCAGAGGAACAUUUGCCCUGCAGACUGUCUGGUGAACCAGGCUGCAUAGGAGUGAAUGGCUAGAAUUAGGAGAGAUUUCUCCAAAUAUAUUCUGUAAACUGUGCUUUAAUGGUGGUUUUUACUUGCAGUCAGAAAUGUAUGCUUUGUCAUCAGAAGUCUUAUUAUUAAAGUUCAAACUCAAGGACAACUCUUCCCUGGUUUCAUUGA